Messenger RNA from Saccostrea echinata, 1947 nucleotides. RefSeq lists its product as uncharacterized. Lineage: Eukaryota; Metazoa; Mollusca; Bivalvia; Ostreida; Ostreidae. The record is from RefSeq and is a predicted model, not a curated record. The coding region runs from base 1 to 870 and encodes 289 amino acids. The transcript is spliced from 6 exons.
AUGAUCUUCAACCUUAUAUUAAUACUUAUUUAUCACUUCCAGGAGGAAAUUAACGCACAGGCAGAUAAAAAUACGUGUAGCAAGGAUGGUACUUUACAAUGCUGUUCUGGUUUUUAUUUGUUUAAGAACCUCUGUAUUGAAUGUUUCGGGGCAUAUGGAGAAAACUGCUCCACGCCAUGUGGAAAUAUUUCCUACGGCUACAGGUGUAAAGAAACAUGCGACUGUACAAAGUACCAAAUUUGCAAUAAAUACUUAGGAUGUCAACAGAAUGAAGAAAAGGAAUGCAGCGGUGACGGAGUUAUACUGGUUCUAGUGAUUGGACUUGGAUCCGUUACUCUGUCAGCUUCUCUGGUUUUUGUUGGUAUUAUGUUUUGUAAAUGGCGGAUACAUUUGCAGAGAAGAUUAAAAAUCAGUGAAGACAACACAAGGGGGUUUCAAGUGAAUUUGCUCUCAUUUCCUGGUAAACAGGAAAUAUAUUCCGAUGUUCGGGAAUCCCAAAUGAGCCUCGAUGGCAAGAAAAAGGAAGAACGUGAAACUGGAGAAUACAAAAUAAAUUCUACAGAGUACAAUCAUUUGUUCAACAACCAAAACAUCUCAAAGAAGAAACUCAAUCACGAAGAAGGCAAAGAAUACGACUCUGUUGACGCACGUUUUCAAAGAGACAGUGUUCUAGUCACCCUGUCCGAGUUUCCUGGUGACGAUUGUUACAUCAGCAUUUCCCAAAAUACCAAGCGUCUACGGAGAAUAUCAAAGUCCUGUUCCGAUUUAAAAGCGAUCAUUUCUAAACCAUAUAAUAACACUUUAAGCAACUAUUACGAUGACUGUAUGCAUAAUAUGUCAGAGAAAGCUGUUCUAAUUGAGCAUUUAUAGUAAGCAUUUCAGCAACAAGUUUUAUGGCAUACAUUUAAUAGCAAAAUAUUAUUUAUUUUAUUUUACUAAAUAGUCCAAAAGAGGGAAAUUCAAAGGUAUAAUUAUUGAAAAGGAAUUUAUUAAUAUUGUAUUAUUCCUGCAGUAGGUAGUUGUGGGUAUUAUUAAGGUUGGAUCUAUUUUGUUUGUUUUUUUUAUAAGUGUAAGUAAAGUCCUUUUCAUCUCGUAAAACUAGAUGGUAUUGAAAAAAUGUCUUAAGUUUUAAUUUUCAAAGAUACCUGCAUAACUUCAUUUCAUUAAAAAAACAAUGAUCUUGGAACCUUGGCAAUUUAAGUACGUGAAAUAUGAAGAUAUUGAACAAUAACCAAGCUCAAAAAUCCAUGAGAACAAUUCAAAUUGGGAGCAGAGCAAAACAUCAGAGGUGGGAAAAAUGGCCCAAUAAUUUGUAUGAGAAAAGUCAGCCAAAAUUCGACUUAAGGAUAGAUUGAAUUUGCUUUCCAUGAAUCAUCUACUUAUAUGUCAAUAGCUUGCCUCGUUUUACAAAUAGUAUUCGUAUUUUGAGCAUGCUCUUAUGAACUGAAUCAAGUAUGAGACAUAAACUCCACAUGAGAUGAUACUGGUACAUUGCUACAUAAAUAAGGGAAGGUGAGGAUACAAAAGUUGAAGUCGUCACGUUUAUUCUUAAGUUCCGUUGCUGUUGCCAUGAUCGUCUUUUUCUGGUAAAAUAUCUAAAUAUAAAACAGAUGCAUCAGAAUCUGUUGUAUUAGAUGUAAUUCCGAUAAGAUGGCCAUCCUCAAACACUGCACGAGUUGUGUUCAAACAUUUCCAACCUGAUUGCUUUAUUUUGUUCUGCAAGAAUCAUUCGAGUGGCCACAAAAAAUCUUAAAUCCGCUUGACUUUUACUCUUUGGUAAGGUGAAACAAACGGGCACUUGUUUCUGUAACAAGUAUUAGCUUUCCUAAAAAGCUUGUCUGACAUGAGCAAAUGAAUUAUUAUGUUAAGAAUUAUGAAAAGUCAAAUCCAGUGUAAAUGUUAUGUAUAUUGUAAUCUGUAAAGGAAAUAAAUUUUGGGUAAUAGUGA